Molecule: messenger RNA, 2483 nt
Organism: Tetranychus urticae (two-spotted spider mite)
Lineage: Eukaryota; Metazoa; Arthropoda; Arachnida; Trombidiformes; Tetranychidae
Product: sodium/potassium/calcium exchanger 5
Biological process (GO): calcium ion transmembrane transport; intracellular calcium ion homeostasis
Cellular component (GO): plasma membrane
Molecular function (GO): calcium, potassium:sodium antiporter activity; calcium channel activity
Source: RefSeq, a predicted model, not a curated record
UCCCAUUAAACAGUAGUAACGUUUACUUGCCAGAUUGCAAUGAAUAAUUUCGGAACAAUUCAUUUGCAAUUUAACAGUUGUCAAUUAGUGUAAUUUCAUUAAAUAUCAGUUUUAUUAAACAUGUUUUAUUCAACAUCAAACAUUACUAAAAUUUUCUUGUGGAAACUUGAAGCCUAUGAUAUCAUCUGUUCAUUACAACUUUACAAUUUAUAUUUUGGUAAAUAUAUUUUAUUUGUGAAUCUAACUUGGAUUAUUUAAUAUCUUUAUUGUAUACAAAUCAAUAAAUUGUAUUACUUUUAUGUGUGUGUGUCUAUCAAUGGUGAUAAUAUUGACUGAUCUGCUGUUAACUUGAACCAAUCUGAUAAUCAUCAGAACCUGCCUUCACCAGUAUUCAUUGUGUUACUGUAUCCAUAUUUAAUCAUCGUAUUUUUGAAUCUUCUCUUGACUUUGUUAAUCACUGCUAAUGAAUUGUUAAUCUUUACAAUUGUCUUUUGUUUAAAAUUGAUAACAUAACUGAAGCACUCUCAGAUCAUAGUUAAACCUCAUCGAUGUUUACUAAUCAUCAGUUUAUAUUUAUCGUCUGCCACCAAUAAUCAAGUUAAACACUGCCAGUUGUUAGCCAAUUUUAAUGAACAACCAUUUCUUCAUUGACAGUAAAAGAUAAGCUUUAAUGUCAAAUAUUGAUACAUUUUGUGGCUAAUUGUGGUCCACUCAAACAGAGCUACUUUCAGUAUUACAACUUCGUUAUUAAAGUAAUUCUGUGAUAACCCAAUAACAACGGGAAAAUGAGUAAAUUAACACUGAAAUUUGUCAUCUUUUUCCUGGUUGCUCUGGUUUUACCCAACAAAAGUCAACAGCAAGAUGUCGAGUUUAAUUUAUCCCUUUACAAGAUUGGCCUCAUGACUGAUAGUCUAGACUAUCCUAGCGAUGAAUUUCAAAUUUGGACUCCUUCAUCACCACCUGAAACUCAGUUAAUUUUGACAUCUUUAUCAUCUUCACAAUCUUCCUCAUCACUGCCAGUCAAGGAUAUUAUGAGCGAUAAUGUUCGUAAUAAAGGCGGCUUUUUGAUUCACAUUUUCAUCUUAAUUUACACUUCAUUAUCACUGGCAUUGUUAUGUGAUUCUUAUUUUGUUCCUGCUCUUCAAGUCAUCAGUAAAGGAUUGAAGAUUCCCGAUGACGUUUCUGGAGCUACUUUAAUGGCAAUGGGUACUUCAGCGCCCGAAUUGUUUACAUCUUUGAUUGCGCUUUUUCAAGGAGAGAGUGACAUUGGUACAGGUACCAUUUUGGGAAGUGCAAUAUUUAACCUUGUUGGUGUUCCGGCUGUUUGUGGUAUAUCUAUUUAUAUUUGGGGUAAUAAGCCAUCCAAAGUGUCACCAUUUCCCGUCGUUCGAGAUUCAGUAUUUUACGCUGUAACCGUAUUGGCACUUUAUCUGACACUUAAGGACAAUAUAAUUGAUUUGCCUGAAUCAAGUGUAUUGAUACUCCUCUAUGGAAUCUAUAUAUUCAUUAUGUACAUAAAUUCACGAAUUUCCGAUUUCAUAUCCAGUCUUGUACCAGACUUAUCCCUGGCUUCAUCGCCAUCAUCAUCAUCAUUGAUUAACGAGGAGAAAGGUCUUGUUGAUAAAAAUGUUCAAGUUGAAAACAUUUUAAAUGUUGGCGGUAAAAUUAACCUAUCAGCUGAGUAUCUGCCAAAUAACUCAUAUGGGUCAAUCAGUGAAGCUGGAACUGAUGAAGAUGUCGACUGGAUCAUUGAGAUACCAUUUUUGAAGUAUUUCCUGGCUCCUAUCAAUUUUGUUUUUUCAAUCACAAUUCCUAAUCACAAUAGAUGGACAACUCUAUCCUUUAUCAUUUCAUCAGUUUACAUUGGAUUGUUAACUUAUGUCGCUGUCUGGGCCGUUAAUUUAUUAGGAUUCACUUUGGGUAUUCCAGAUGCAAUUGCUGGUGUAACAAUCAUGGCUGCAGCCUCAUCAGUCCCUGAACUGGUAUCAAACGUUAUUAUAAUCAAGAAAACAGGUAAAGCAAACACUGCUCUAUCCAAUGCAAUUGGAUCUAAUGUGUUUGAUAUCUUAAUUUGUCUUGGAGUUCCUUGGUUCAUUAGGAUUGUAAUCAAUUAUUUUCAAAAUAUUCAUCCAACAUCUAUUCAUCUUCAAAGUAAAGCAUUACCAAUAACAACACUAUCAAUUUUAACUGCAAUUUUGGCUCUUCUGGUUAUCUUGAGGAUAAGUAGAUGGAGAUUAGGUUUAAGUGUUGGAUUAAUGUCAACCAUGGUUUACAUCAUAUUAACUGUUCUCAGCUGUUCACUUGGAGUAUCGAUGUAAUAAUCAGCUAAAUUAAUAACCUUAUUUAAGAAAAGGUUGAAUAAUCAAUCUCUGUUUUACCUUAAAGUGAUCAAUCUUUUCCUGACUAAUGUAAAAACUUGAAUCAAAUCAAUUUUGAAAAUCUAAUUAUUUUUAAUCAAUAAAAUGUAAACCAUUGCGCACAAA